Bufo gargarizans (Asiatic toad) is the source of this 3902-nucleotide messenger RNA. RefSeq names its product inositol 1,4,5-triphosphate receptor associated 1 (gene IRAG1). Bases 651 to 2918 code for a protein of 755 amino acids. The record is from RefSeq and is a predicted model, not a curated record. NCBI's taxonomy places the organism in Eukaryota, Metazoa, Chordata, Amphibia, Anura, Bufonidae. The transcript is spliced from 17 exons.
AGUGGAUUUACAUACUCCUCUCUGAUGAAGAGGCUGAAACACCAUCAGCAGUCUCCAAGUACCACAUUGCUGUAUAGCAUCCGCAUAAUACUGCCAGAGUCUACAUAAUGUUUCCUUGCAGUAACCAUAAUACUUCCCACAUAAUAGCAAAUUGUACCACUAUACAGUGCUCAAGUAAUACUUCCAUACUCAACUUACAUAAUACUGCCAUUAAGUGCACAUAUUAUAUCAUCAUACAGUACCAAAAUAAUACUCACAUGCAUGAACCAGAUAUGCUACUAUAAUAAUACUGCCAUUCAGAACGCUUAUAAUACUGCCAGCAGUAUUUAAAUGAUACCAACAUGCAGUGGUCAAAUAACACUGCCAUACAUUGCCUACAUAAUAAUGCCAUGCAAUGCCCAAACCAUGCUGCCAUAUAGUGCCAGCAUAAUACUUCAUUAUGUUCUCUAGUAAUAAUAAUGCUACAAAGUAAUCAGAUAAUACUACCAUGCAGAAGCAGAUGAUACCACCAUACAGAGUUCAGGACGAGAUGGCGCAGGAGUUACCCUUUUAUUAGUGACAGAUCUUGUGUUUUGUCCCACAGACCCCACAGUCCGUCCUUCAGAUCCAGCCGUCAGUCCAGAUCAUCCUUCUCGUCCCCAAGCUCCUUGAUGUCUGUGGAUAAAAACGGCCAUGUGAUCGAUCUGAUCCAUGACAGUCUUCCCGACGUCCGGAUGUCAGAGGAGGAUAAGAAGAAGAACCUGCAGUUAUUGGAAGAGGCCAAAAAAGUCAGUGAGAAGUUCCUGACCCGGAGGGGGCGACGCUCGAGAUGCAGCCUCUCCGACUCCCCCACAGGUAUGUCUUCCCCAUCACUGAGCCCCAAAGUGUCUCCAGUGCCGUCCCGGAGCAACUCCUUCACCUUCCCCGCAGCUCCAGGAUCCGAUCCCGGCCCCAAUGUCUUCCCUGCAGCUGCCACAUCACUGCCGAACACAACAAAGGGAUUAACAGAUCGGAAACAGAACGACCAGAGGAAGAUCUCCCAGGGCAGGCUCACCCCACGACCUCACAGUCUUGCAGCCACUUCCAAGGGGACCCUGUAUGAACAGAAGGAAAACUUUGACCCCCUGAAACACAUGAGCGGCGCCUACAAAGCCCCUGGCCCUGACCUGUGUAAGCCUUCUCUCAUUAAGACCAGGAUUAGUUCUGAGCAGGAAUUCCAGAGAUCCAUCCUGAAGAAGCCGGGGGACCCAACACGAGGGGGCGCCUCCGAGGCUCCGGGUGUUUCUAGUGUGGCGUUCCAAGUCCCGGGGUCACAUCCGCUUCCUGUUGACUCCAACUUUGUUUCGCGGGUGGAGUGUCUGACGGCUGGGAACCGGCCCCCGCUCCUGAGGGCCCUGUCCUGGGACAGUGUGGAACCAGAGCAGAGAAAUAAUAAAUCCACUUUAGAGUCACCGGAAAAGGACUUUGUAUCCAAUAAUGAUAAAUGUAACAAUAAAUUGUCCAAAUUCACCGGACUAAAGGAUUUUCAUAUUCAACCCGUGCGACUUCAGAAGCUGAGCAAGCUGAGGGAGGAACAUAAACUGAUGAGAAGCCAGAACCUCACAGGACAGAAGCUCCCAGACCUCAGUGAGGCGGCAGAGCAGGAAAGAGGCCCUUCUCCGGUCCAGUGUUUUUCUGCUGAUGAUGAAGAUGAGGGGAAAGGGGAAGCGGAGUCUGAUGUGAUGCCCAAUAUCCCAGACAUCUUGCUGAGGAAACUUCGUGUUCACAAAGGCCUCCCGAGCAGUGCCCCCCCGCUGACGGAGAAGGAAGUUGAGAACGUCUUCAUCCAGCUUUCCCUGGCAUUUCGGAAUGACAGCUACACGCUAGAAUCCCGGCUAAACCAGGCAGAGAGGGGGCGCACCCUGACCGAGGACAAUAACGAGAAGGAAUUGGAGAACUUCAAAGCGGCUGUUAUGUCUUCAGCCUCUUUGUGGCAGAACAGUGAGCACCGCGAGUCUUAUCAGAAGUUAUUAGAGGACAUCUGUGUCCUCCAUCGUCUGAUCACCAGACUGUCCAGCCGGGCGGAGAUGGUGGGUGCUGUACGGCAGGAGAAGCGCAUGUCUCGGGCUACAGAGGUGAUGAUGCAGUACGUGGAAAACCUGAAGAGGACGUACGAGAAGGAUCACGCUGAACUGAUGGAGUACAAAAAACUCGCCAACCAGAACUCCAGCCGCAGUUACAGCGCUUCCGAGGACGGCGUCCCUCGCUCCUCACGCUCCAUGUCGCUGACCAUCGGGAAGAACAUGCCCCGCAGGAGAGUGAGUGUCGCAGUUGUUCCUAAAUUCAAUCUGCUGAACAUCCCAGGACAGUCCCCGAGCUCGUCCCCGAUGUCCACACUGUCCACGAUGGCAGAAUCCCCCAGCGGCGGCAGCAGGAGCAGUCUAACAGCCUCCCCGGGACUCUCUCCACUGAUAGAAAACGGGAAGCCGAGUGCGGACACGGAUGAGAUGCCGGGGUCCGGGCUGCCCCCGAACUGCGCAGAGGACAUCAGUGCCGAGAUGAAAGCCAAGAUCGAGGAGGAGGCGUAUAACAAGGGGUAUCAGGAAGGUCUGAAGAAGGUUCAGGAAUUUAAAGAAGAAGAAGAGGAGGAGAAGUUAAGCGAGAGUCCGGUGGAGUGUGAAGAAGAGGGGAAGGAGGAAUUCACCAAGAUGAAGGGCAGUAAAAUUGAAGAAUGCCUCGACUACCUGCACAUGUUGUACCCCAAGUUACUGAACCACUGGAGCGUCUUCUCCAUCAUGGCAGCUGUGAUCGUCCUCCUUGCUGUCUUGUUAAGUGUUUAUAAUUCCUUCUCUUCUUGCACUGAAAUGCCGGAAGGAGGCCACGGAAAAGCCACGUGCUCUGUACCCCAGAGGUAUUCCUGGUGGACCUCAGGGUCUCAGCACAAGCAGCGCAGGCAGUAGAAGACAAGCGUCCGCACUGCGCUGCCCUUACCUCGCUAUCAAGAUGGUGACGUGGAGACGCAGGCAACUGAGAUGGAACUGUAUGAGACUAGAGGUUACUGGGGUCCACAUUCGAGAGGUGCGAGGUGACCCCGUUCUUCAUCCCUAGGGCAUUGACAUUCUUAUGACUAUGAUGAUGGGAGUUGUGCUCCCUACCAGCUGUAUGCGCCUCUGUGGUGUACAGAUUACUGCAGUGUCCACAGUGACCCCAGGGUGUGAACAUUACUGCAAAUGUCCGUGGCGUUACAAUGUUCUUACGGCAUUUUCUGCCAUUUCACACCAUGACAUGAGGAAUAUAAUCUCACAGUCUGUGGCAUGUCAUUGAGGCCAUAACGCACAAAAAUUGUAAAGAGCAGUUCAUCCUGGAAGCUGAGACAGGAGAUGCUGUUUGCUGGGUCCUUAGUUUCGCUGCACGGACACUGGGCAGAUACAGGGAAGUUUUGCCAAUCCAAAGGCUUAGAAAUGGAAAUCAGCCUUAGGUCUGAGAACAGAAGUACCGGUACCGUCACAGUUGGCAGAGGGACAGCUUCAAGGGAUUGUCUCAAGACGUCUCAACAAAGUAGAGGAUAAAUGUCCACCAUUGAUCUUGAGAAUGAAGGUCCUCCUCGGUAUGAAUGGAGCAUCGGCCGAGCAUGCACGCUGCCACUCCAUUCACCUCUACGGGACUGCCUCCAGCAGUCCUGCUCCAGUGUUAUGGAGGGGCACGGACCCCCCAUUCUCAUGAUUGGUGGGGGCCCCGAGUGGUCAGAACCUCACCGAUCACACUUAUCCCUCUAUCCCGUUAGUAGUGCGUUCUAAUCUUGGGACAACCCCUUUAAGUAGCUCUAAGGACCCAACAAAUAGCGCCCCAUUUCUCUACUUCAAGGUGAUACCGCAGUCAGUCCUGAAUCUCUAAGGUUUGUAGCAGAGUUCCUCUUUAAGAACAAUAAAAACUGCUAGAGUGUC